This is a messenger RNA of Vigna radiata var. radiata (mung bean), 1001 nucleotides long. RefSeq lists its product as uncharacterized. Bases 111 to 698 code for a protein of 195 amino acids. The record is from RefSeq and is a predicted model, not a curated record. Gene Ontology annotation, biological process: mitochondrial respiratory chain complex I assembly. Lineage: Eukaryota; Viridiplantae; Streptophyta; Magnoliopsida; Fabales; Fabaceae. The transcript is spliced from 3 exons.
UUGAGUUUCUCUAAAACAUAUGCACCAAAACAAGCCACGAAAACAUCUUCAAUAUUAGGCUUACACUACAAGAGACAUCACAAGGCCGCGUUCGGCGUCAAAACACAACGAUGGGUCAGGCAUUUCGUCGAGCAUCUGGAAGAAUCCGGGCAGCAUCCGAGGCUGACACCUCAUCUUUCUCCAAGCCAAAGACCGCCGUUGAUCGCCGACCGCCGCCCACGGUUGCCACCGACAAGGCGGCGCAGAUCUCGAAAGCCGCCGAACAAGACGUACUUCAGGCCGAUGAUCGUUCUAGAGUUAAUAUGGACAACAUCCUGGAAGAAAGAGAUCCCAAAUUUGAUGCUAUGCUUGGUCAAAUGGUUGGUAGAAUUAAAUCAAAGCCUGGGGGGAAACCUGAGAUGGGUGAGGCCUUCGUGGUUGAGAAGUACAACAGGCCAAUGCCCAAAUUGCGAAACACAAAACCAGAUUCUGGGCGCUAUGAGGAAAGGCAGGUUCCUGCUGGCACUUUGAAUAUUGCUCAGUUGCGCCAUAUCAUACUUUUGCACGAAGGUAAGGCUGAUGAUUACAAUGGACGUAUGAAUGCUCAACAGAUUGCUGAAAAAUUUCAAGUGGAUCUUGUUCAGAUUCAAAGGAUCUUGCAAUUCUUAUCACAACCUCCAGAAGGUAGCAGUAAAGACAAGAACGAAGCACCAAGAUAAUAGCUUAACUGACAUUACUCACUGGUUCUUUCUUGUCUUAAAAUGGCUGUUCUAACUGGAUUUCAAGUGCGGACAAAAGUCUUGGGCAUUAAAAAAUGUUGUCCGAAAGAAAAGAUAAUGACAAAAGGCCAUAACAUGAGGUCUUCAUUUAACUUGUGAUAGACUAUAUUAUCAGGUGCUCGUGCAGCCCCUAUACAUAGACUCGAAUGACAUCGUGAUAUCAUUAAUUGAAUUUGUACUUCUGACGAAAAUUAACCCUGUAGAGGGUGAGUUGCAAUAAGUGUUUUGAAACCCUACAGCUGA